AUCUCGAGAGACAAGUUUAAAGCCAAGAUGGCGAUAUCCUUGAAGAAUUGGGAGAGGGAAUUUUAAUAUAAUUUACCGGAACACGUGCAGAUCAACAUGGUGAGAUGAACUGAAGCAACAUGUGACUUACCAGAGCUUUUGUCUUUGAUUGACAUAAAAAAGAAUUAACACAAACUAUGAAAAUGAAGAAAAUUGAAAAAACGUGGUACACUGACCCUGACAGCACGUUCAACAAGUGUAUUUAUAAUUAAUAUUUCAAAUUCCGAAGAAAAGCAAAAGUGAAAAUCAGUGGGUGUUUUAAUCUAUUAAUUUAGAAAAAAAUACCGAAAAUACCCAAAAUCAAAGUGGAAUAUAAUCUAUUUUUCGCAAAAUAGUCAAUAAUGGCGUCAUUUAUGGAGCAGAGGACAAUUUUCCAACUAUUGAAUGAAGUACCAGACGAGAGGGAAAUCGUGAAGGAUGCAAGUUCAGACGAGGAGAAUAUUAUCGAGGACUGUACGAAUAAUUUAAGUGACGAUAAGGAUUAUUCAUCUGAAUUAGAGGCAACGUCCGAUUGUGAGGAAUAUUUUUUAACAAACGACAGAGACGAAUAUUUCUCAUCGAAAAAUGAAGAAAUAAAAUGGAGAAAAUUUCAGUAUAAUAAUAGUGAUAAAAUGCAUACUCAGGAAUUAAUGAGCAGCGCAAUUAAAGUAACUAGUGAAAUUGAUGCCUUCCUAAAAUUAAUAGACGACAAAAUGCUGGAUAAUAUUGUCGUGAGUACAAAUAGAAAAAUUGAGAGGAAAAAAAAUCAAUACAAACGUGACAGAGACGUGCAGAAUCUCACAAAAAAUGAAUUAUUAGCUCUCUUUGGACUUUUAUUUUUGAUUGGUGUUAAUAAAGGUAAUCAUACAAGUACCGAGGAAUUAUGGACAACAGACGGCACUGGAAUAACAAUGGUACGCGCUUGUAUGAGUAAAAAACGAUUUUUAUUUCUCCUGAGAAAUUUACGUUUUGAUAACGAUGAAAUGCGACGCAAGAGGCGAAUUUUUGAUAAAUUAGCGCCAAUUCGUUAUUUUCUUGAUUCAUUCAUAACGAAUUGUAAAAGUUCCUAUUCAGUUGGACAAUAUGUGAGUGUUAAAAGUUUAGAAGUAUUUCAAGGACAAUUAAAUUCUAGUCAGAAUCUUUCCAAAAAUCUUGCCAAGUGUGGUUUGAAGAUAUUUGCGCUCUGUGACGCAAAGACAUAUUUCACGAAUAAUUUGGAAGUUUAUUGUGGCGAACAACCCGAUGGUCCUUAUCGUUUAUCAAAUGAUCCAAUCGAUAUUGUCGAGCGUUUAGUCGCGCCGAUUGAGGGUUCAAAUCGAAAUUUAACAAUUGGCACAUGGUACACUUGUUCGACGCUCGCUAAAUCUCUUUUAGAGAAAAAAAUCACUUGUAUCGGUUCGAUGAGAAGAGAAAGAUCUGAAAUUCCCGUUGAAUUCCUACCGAAUAAAUAUAAACGCGUUGGUACAUCAAUGUUCGGCUAUCAACCCGACAUGACACUCGUUUCUUUCGUACCAAGAACGAAUCGAUCAAUUAUUCUCCUAUCGACAAUGAAAAAUUGUAAUAUCGUCGAUGAGAAGACAAAAAAACCUCUGGUUGCCCUUUAUUACGAUAUGACAAAGGGAGCAGUUGAUGUUGUUCAUGAAUUGUGUAAAGCAUAUUUUGUAGCGCGUGUCACAAAUCAAUGGCCAUUGGCAUUAUUUUUUACGCUCACAAAUAUCGCCAGUGUUAAUGCACAAAUUUUAUAUGAGGCAAACAAUGUGGAUUGUCGUGUGAUAAGAAAGACAUUUUUAAAGAAUCUCUCACUUAGUUUAAUGAGAAAUCAUCUUUGCGAGAGGGCGAAAAUUUUAACACUUCCCACUGAGAUUAGAGCAAUAUUGGCGAGAUAUCGGGAGGAGCCGAUUGAAAUACAAAAGGAGAAUGAAGAGAGUCGAAAACGUGGUCGAUGUCAUUUGUGUGCACGGGCUAAAAAUGUUGAUACAACGAUAAAAUGUAAAUUUUGUCGAAGAUUCUCCUGUAAAGGACAUGUGGAAACUGUUGCAACUUGCAUUGAAUGCAAAUCAGCAAAAAAUGAAGAAAUGUGAUGAAAAAGUUAAGUUUCUUUUUAAUUACCGAAUUGAUUAAUUUACAAAGUGCAGGGAAUGGAAUUUUUCUGAAUUUUUCUUUCUUUUUUCAUGCUUCUGAAUUUAAAAAAUUAUUUUUAUUAUAAAUAGAAUUUUUCUUGUUGAAAAAGAAUAAUUAUUUUU
Molecule: messenger RNA, 2261 nt
Organism: Leptopilina heterotoma
Lineage: Eukaryota; Metazoa; Arthropoda; Insecta; Hymenoptera; Figitidae
Exons: 2
Coding region: 381-2099 (572 amino acids)
Source: RefSeq, a predicted model, not a curated record